GAGGCGUCUAAAUCAAGGACCUCCGUACAGGCAGCUGAUGAUACUGCCGGCUAAGACACUAUUCAUUUAAAAAAAUAAAUAAAGCUGCAGUUUGUCGCUGCACACGGGCUCGUGUGAAACAGAUGAUGCUUGCUUUUAUUACAGUCGGUUUAAUUUGACGAAUGUCUCCGGCGUUUAAGGAGGAAAUGUGUGGAUUUAUGGACUCAAAGCUUUAAAUGAAGAUCAUGGCGUUUCCGGAGGGAGAAUCACUCGAAUCCUGGCUCAACAAAGCCACACACCCGACCAACAGGCAGGAGGACUGGGAAUACAUAAUCGGGUUUUGUGACCAGAUCAAUAAGGAGUUGGAAGGUCCUCAGAUAGCCGUGAGACUCCUGGUUCACAAAAUCCACUCUCAAGAAUGGGAAGCCCUUCAAGCUCUGACGGUACUGGAGGCGUGUAUGAAGAACUGUGGGCGAAGAUUUCACAACGAAAUAGCCAGAUAUAGGUUUUUAAAUGAGCUGAUCAAAGUGGUCUCACCCAAGUAUAUGGGGGACAGCGUUUCUGACAAGGUGAAGAAUAAGAUCAUUGAGAUGUUGUACAGCUGGACCGUGGCGUUUCCCAACGAGGCCAAGAUAGCAGACGCGUACCAGACGCUCAAGAGACAGGGACUUGUGAUGUCAGACCCAGAACUGACGGUGGACAAAACCCUGAUCCCGUCUCCUCCGGCACGCCCCAAAAACCCGGUGUUUGACAACGAGGACAUGGGGAAGUUGUUGGCUGAACUUCUGAGGAGCAAAAACCCAGAAGAUCUUCAGGAGGCUAACAGACUGAUCAAAAACAUGGUGAAGGAGGACGAGGCCCGAGUGCAGAAAAUGACCAAACGCAGCCAUACGCUGGAGGAAGUCAACAACAACGUCAAGCUCCUGAGCGAAAUGCUGAGUCACUACGACAGAGACCGAUCGUCGGACGCCGACCGCGAGCUCAUCAAGGAGCUGUAUGAACGCUGUGAUAAACUACGGCGCACGGCGUUCAAACUGGCCACCGAAGCCGAGGACAACGACUCCAGUUUGGGGGACAUUCUCAAGGCGAACGAUGAUUUGUCCAGAGUUAUCAGCGCCUAUAAACGAAUCGUAGAAGGACAGGCGGACGACGGCGAGGGGGAAGAUCUCAGACUAGCUGCCAGCGAAGGAUGUGAGAUCACGGGCACGCUGAUUGAUCUGGCUGGACUGGAUGAACCUUGCUCUCCUCCGACCGUCGCUCCUCCUCCUCCUCUUCCUCCUCAGGUCCCGUCAGCCAAUCCCACGGCCUCGCCCAUCCCCGUGCUCCCGCCUCCUCCUCGCCGAUUGGCCGGGGGUCACGGCAGUCAGACGAGCAGCCCCAAUCACAAACCUCCUGAGCAGCAGACCUCCCUCUCCCUGCUGGACGAUGAACUCUUGUCUCUCGGACUGAAUGAUCCUCCCUCUGUGCCAAACAGACCGAAGUUGGACGAAUUAUCUGGACAGUGGACGUCUUUACAGGCUCCUGAUCCCGGCCUGGACCUGUUUGGGAGCAUCUCGGCUCCGAGCGCCGUCUUUCCCACAACACACACGCCUGCUCAGACCUCACACACAGUGGCCGUCAGUCAGGGGCUGCAGGAUCUCUCCAUGCUGGACUUUGGAGGUGGAAAGAGUGUUUCUGGUCUGAGUGGCAUCGCUGGAGGGACGUUCGGUCUUUCCGGAGGCGUGACGGGCUCCGCGGCCGGCCCUCUUCAGUCCACUAACCCGUUCGUGAGCGCGGCGGUGCCUGGUUCGCCCGCUGUGGCCCGGGCUCAGGCGAUGACGGCCGGCUCGGCUCCGGGCAGCCCUUUCUUUCAGCCCUUCUCAUCUCCGUCUCACUCGCUUCAGUGCAGCCCGGCACGGAGCUCGGAGCCCAGCCUGUCCAACCUGUGCGUCCCGCUCGAGUCCAUCAGACCCAGUAAAGUGUUACCUGUGACGGUGUACGAUAAGGACGGAGUCCGUGUUCUCAUGCACUUUGCGAUGGACUGUCCACCGGGUCGACCGGACGUCCUGGUCAUGGUGGUGUCGUUGCUCAACACGGCGCCGUUACCGGUGCGAAACAUAGUGCUGCAAGCAGCCGUGCCCAAGUCUAUGCGUGUGAAGCUUCAGCCUCCAUCAGGAACCGAGAUCGCGCCCUUUAACCCCAUCCUGCCCCCUGCAUCCAUCACUCAGGUCAUGCUGCUCGCCAACCCACUCAAGGAGCGCGUGCGCUUGCGCUACAAGCUGACGUAUCUCCUGGGCGAGCGUCAGUACUCGGAGGUGGGCGAGCUGGAUCAGUUUCCCCCGGCGGACAGAUGGGGCUCCCUGUAGAUCUCUGCUCCAACUCUUCCACGCUCUUUCCCGAGUGUCGUCACCCGUUUGUGCGGUUCAUUUCCUUUCAGUCAGUGUUCUGCUGUAGCCUUGUGAAGCAGCGUUUGAUGCUUGAUGUUUGUGUUUUUUUUGGGGGGGGAUUCGAGCUGGAUUUUAAUACGAUAACGCAACGUCAGCGAUGAUGCUCCGUCUGUCACGGCAAUCACAGUUUCUGUCAAAAUACCGUAGUAAAACGACAAUUAAUUGGCAUUUGCAAAAAAACAGAGUACGUUUUAAUUUAAGAAAACCUGUCAUUUAUUCGAAAUGCGUCAAUUACUACAAACUUGCCUGAUUUAGGCCACGUUUAAAACCUGUGUGGUAUCGUUGCGAUACUAUAAUAGCUGUUUUUAAAAUACCGUUAUUUUUGUAUUCAUUUAGUUAUUAUGUAAUGUUUUUCAUACGUGUAUAGUUUUUAUUAUUUGUAUUUCACUUUUUUAGUUUUAGCUACUUCAGUACAUUACGUUGACGCAAACGAUAAAAGUGUGAAGCGUAGCUAAGUAUGUUUUUAAUUUAAAAAGUAGCGAAAUGUUAAAUAUAUAGGGUUUAGUCGACCCUUAAAGCACGAUACGAUACCACUGUGGUGUUGUAUUUAGUUAAUAAAUAUAUAUAUAUAUAUUGUAUUGUAUGCCAUUUUUAGGUGUCAUGGUUUUAUUUCGAACAAAAAAUGAAACCGCAAAUCAGUUUCAAUAGUGCAAAAAUAUCUCUUUUCAUUGGCUAUUUAUUGACAAAUCGAACAAAAUCGACUUUUUCCGAGCACAGUAUUAACUGUGGUAUUUUGGCGUGAACCGCGGUAAAUGGCGUCAAACUCCGAAGCCGAGCUGAUACUGACGGUGUCACGUGACCUCGUGGAGCGCAUCUAACCGCGAUCUCGCUCUUUCCAGGCCGCUCCAGGCGUUCCUCGCGACAAACGAGCGUUUCAGCUUUGCUCUUUCUAGACCUUAGACUAUUCCUUUCCCGCGAACUUCAGCUCUUGAAGUCAUGACGCAUCGGAUCGAAUGUACCUGCAGUCAGUCGAGUUUACAUGGAGACCGCUGUGAGUUUACACGCGUAACGUCAGACUAACGUUACGUUGUCUAUUUUGAGUUUUUAUCUGCCUCUGUUGUCGUUCAACACUGUUUCUGGUUUUAUUUAUUGCUGCUACAGGAACGUUUGGACUCAAGUUUCAGCAUUACAGGCCGUCUCAGACAGUCUUUGUUUAAUAUUAACAGUGUUUUUGCCUGCAGGUUAUGAGAUGAAGGUCUCGAUGGACAAGUGAGCGUUUUGUUUCAUCAGAUCAAGGCCUCGUGUGAUUUUUGGUCCCAAACAAACCUUAAUGUGUCCGACUGGAAGAAGAGGACAGCUGCUCCUCAGUUGUGUUCAAAGCGUUUAAUUCAUUACGGCCAUGUGUUUAGACUCGGACAGCAGCGAUCGAGCGAAUCUCACACAUACAUUAUGAAUAGUUCACCCAAAAAGGCUACAUUUAUGUUUUGCAUUUUGUUGGUAUCUGCACUUUUUUUGCAUGACGCUUAAACACUAAUUGUAAUAAAUACAUAUGUUAUACACUAUAUGUUCACAGUGAUUUUUAAAAAAAAAUAUCUUAUUUGUAUAAAUUUUGGGUCCCGUACUAGUCUUAACUUUAAAAAAUGCUUUUUGAUUUUGGGGUGAAUUCAUGGUGAUUUUGAUGAGAUUCGUUCGAUUGAUGAUUGGGAAUCUUGUUUGAACACGUUGGACUGUGUUUCUGGAGCAUCUCUGCCGAUUCGGACUUGUUUCAGGAAAAUGGAGCUUCAUUGUGCAACUGUAUCAAGUGUUUCGAGUAUUUCUGAGGAACCUUGUGUGUGUAUUAUUACGAAUCAUUGUGUCUCUUUUUAAGAGCCAAAGCUUCAUCUGAUCCGAUGUUGGUGACAAUGGUUUAGGAGGACAAAUGUAGAGCUUCUUAAAGGUUGUUAUGGAUGACUAUGACAAUGAUGAUGCACUGCUCUGGUGUUUAAUAACGACUCCAUCAUGUGUGCUGCGCCAUUAAAUACUUAUUAAAUGAA
Molecule: messenger RNA, 4378 nt
Organism: Puntigrus tetrazona (Sumatra barb)
Lineage: Eukaryota; Metazoa; Chordata; Actinopteri; Cypriniformes; Cyprinidae
Gene: gga3b
Product: golgi associated, gamma adaptin ear containing, ARF binding protein 3b
Exons: 17
Coding region: 216-2324 (702 amino acids)
Biological process (GO): vesicle-mediated transport; intracellular protein transport
Cellular component (GO): trans-Golgi network
Molecular function (GO): small GTPase binding; ubiquitin binding; phosphatidylinositol binding
Source: RefSeq, a predicted model, not a curated record